AUGAAUACUGAUACUUGGGACUUUAUUUCCUAUUUCGGUGGCAGCUUUCUGGGCAAGCCGCCCAUGCGCCGUGCGGCAACUUCCCCUCUUACCAUCUUGACCAUACUCUAUCUCAUCAAUAUCUGCCGCGCAGAGGUGCAGCAACAGCAACGUGUAUCAGCUUCAUCUACUUCGACCUUUCACGCUUCUCCGCUGAAGCAUCGCAGAACCUCAUUGGCGCUUCCCUCAUCUCCGAAACUCGUGCCAGCAUUUAGCUUCCGCGACGAUACGGGCCUCGAAUCCCAUGUCGCUGAGACCUGUCUCGUUCCAGAGAAACGUGGCAAGCUCCGCAAGAUAUCAGCGAGUCCGGAGAAUGACGACUGGCCGCAGGCGACGGAGAAGAAGCUGAGGAAGAAGUGGUCGGCCGAGGAAACGCAGAUGCUUGUUGACGGGUGCAACAAGCACGGUGUUGGGAACUGGAAGGCAAUUCUGAGUGAUCCUGACCUCAAAUUUGAUAACCGCUCUCCAGUUGACCUUAAGGACCGAUUUCGUACCUACUUCCCCGAUGCUUACAAGCAGCACUAUCCCAACGCACGCACGCAUCUCUCCAGCAAAGUUCGCUCUACUCUCCCUGAUGGCUCCUCUCUCUUUGAGAAGACGCGCAGUAAAAAGCGGCGGCCUUUCACGGAGGAGGAGGACCGUGCUCUCAAGGCUGGCUACGAGAAACACGGUACGGUCUGGGCGACCAUUGUGAAGGACCCCGUCUUUCAGGAACAGGGUCGGCGGUCGACAGACUUGAGGGACCGCUUUCGUAAUGCGUUCCCUGAGCUGUACAUGGCAGCUGGCUACAAACCGCGCAAUGCGGCAAAGAAGAAGGGCGCGGAUGGCACAAAGGUUCUCAUUCGAGCUGCGACGGAUGACCAACUCUCCAUGUCGACAUCGGGUCCUAGUACGCACCGGCGAAAGAGGAGGAACACCAGUCAAGGGCUACUUCGGGGAGGGACGAAGAGUGUUCCACAGAGUACGGCUCCUUCUGAAGACGAGGCUAGUUCCGCUGCUCCGACCGUUCCUUCCGCAAACAUUCUUCCCGACGAUGACGACAUGGAGUUGAUUCCCUUUGACCCUCUCCCUGAUUCACUCACCGCUCUCGCGAACUCGUCGCAGUCGGAGAUUGAUUCCCAGUCCCAGGCCUGGUCUUCAGGGCUCGAUACUCCCGUUCACUCUUCACAUCAUGCCUGGACAGGGUCGCCGACGUCGUCCCAGAUGUCUGAUUAUCUUUUGAGCUCCUCUCAUUCUUCACCCUUCCAACACCGGAGGAACGAAGCAGUAGUGGGUGGCAUUGGCAUGAUUGGCAAAAGUGCUUGGGGAACACAAGAUUGGUUUUCGGCGAAUCCUCGUAUGGACUCGAGCGCGAGUGGAACAUCAUCCUCAUCUUAUCUUGAGAACAGUUUCUCGCCCUCAUCGCCAUUCUCUUUCAAUCAUCUCAACUAUGGGGUAGUAGAUCGAUAUGAUCUUGUGCCCACUUCAUUUUCCCAGGAUUUCAACUCCGAGGUCGGAUCAUCAUCAUUUUCUGAUGAGGUGUACCCACCCCGAAGAGAGUAUCAUUCGGACUAUGCUGGAGAUCUCAUUUUCAGUACGCGAACGCAGUCGCAGUCCUCGUACGAUUCUUCUUCGUUCACCUUUGGGCUUGGGCUCUCGGGUAUCACCCAGUCGACUGGUAUACACCCUAUGCAACUCCAUACCCCAGCCCUACCGGGGAUUGAUGAGAUCGAGCUAACGGGUAUAUCACUAACUGACCAACCCGAUAGUCUUCCGAUGGAAGAUUCACUCCUUCCACCUGACAUUGCCAUGUCUCCCGAACCAAAGGACGAAGACGCCUCUUCGUUCCUCAUGGAACAGCGAUUCAGCCUGGAUGACCUCGUCGAUCUCUCCCGGGAGCUGCAUACAACCCCACCUGGCACUCCUCAGACUCGCCCGCGACACCGGUCGGCGGUCAACCAGUUCGGGGUCCACGGACGAUCGAUAUCCGUACCACCGUCCGAGCGCAUGACAGGCCCUGCGCCACCCGCCCCUCCUCCUGUUCCCCAGUCGUUUUCUUCCCUGUUCCUCUCCUCCAGCUCGUCCUCUGUGACUCAGGACAUCUCCCGAACGGCGAACGACAUCUAUGACCUGCCGUUCCUUGAUUUGCAUUACCAUUACAACACUCAGGGAUUAGACGCAUCUGACAAUAUGGAGUCACAGAACCAGAAUCAAGCGCUGGAUCUGGCACAAAUCAUAUCCCAGCACCCAGCUACUCCGUUGACAGCAAAGAAGAACAAGAUCUCUGCUCAUCACCGCGGACAGAGCGCCGUGGUGUGUCCGCAGGAUUUGGUGCUGAAGAGCGAAACCAACAAGCGCAAGCGGUCGAGUUGGGAUGGGGCGCAUUCUUAG
Molecule: messenger RNA, 2409 nt
Organism: Desarmillaria tabescens
Lineage: Eukaryota; Fungi; Basidiomycota; Agaricomycetes; Agaricales; Physalacriaceae
Exons: 8
Coding region: 1-2409 (802 amino acids)
Source: RefSeq, a predicted model, not a curated record